Messenger RNA from Nilaparvata lugens (brown planthopper), 4591 nucleotides. RefSeq lists its product as uncharacterized. Bases 397 to 4413 code for a protein of 1338 amino acids. Lineage: Eukaryota; Metazoa; Arthropoda; Insecta; Hemiptera; Delphacidae. The record is from RefSeq and is a predicted model, not a curated record. The transcript has 3 exons. Gene Ontology annotation, molecular function: protein binding.
GCCACCUAGCCAGCCAGAGCGUGAGCGAGAGCAGGCAUGAACUAUGAAUGAACUGUUGGUAUUCGAAUGCAGUGUACACAGAUUGUAAAUAAAUUACUGUAAACUUAAUUAGUAAUUGACUUGAUUCAAUUUCUUUCAUUUUAUAAAAGAUUUAACAUGGCGCUGCGGACAGGAUUAAAGAAUCCAGUACUACACGAUCAGGUGUGGGUGAACUGCGAGGGGAGAGUGGAAGGGGAGACACAAGUGUGACUAUGACUAUGCCCGAUCUUGAGUGCAAUGUCCAUGCCAGCCAUCGCCAGUCCAGUUAUCAAACCAAUCAAGUUGACUGAAAUCUACAAACCAGACAAGUGAUUAGAUGACUGUAAAAAGCUACUGACAUCAUUGAAUAGUUUCAACAUGAAUAUCCCCAGCAUAGAGAGGGAUCGGUUGGGUCUCUUUUCCCAUGAGUCAGUGAUGAACGCUAUGGUGAGAGAUCUAUCAUCAACAUCAUCUAACCAAUCGCCCACAUCCCCGGCUAUUAAGUUCUUUACUUGUUUGGUUAUCAAUGAUUCUUCAACUCACUUGGAAAACGAUGGGCUCAAGAAACUAUCUGAAUCAAUAAGAGACACCUAUAGUAAUAAUUCGUGCAGAGGUGGCUCUGUUGAUUCAGUACAAUCUAGACUGAAUUCUCUAUCAUUGAUCAAUCAAGACUUGUCUAUUGUAAACAACGUUGGCGCUGUGGAUGGAGAAAUUUCUGGUGUGAAAAGUGAAUGUUUUGACUGUCAGAUAACCUCUAGACUUGCUCUAGAUUUCAUUAAUUUGGAAAAAUUGAGAUCAAACACACCUGAUAAACUUCAACUGCAUAAUGAGCUGCGCUCAUAUGGGUUUAUCAAGUUAGUUGAAUCUCUCAAGGAUACCAGUAUCACUUUGCUUAAUCUUAGUGCUAAUGGAAUAGAUUGUGAUUUGCUGAUUGAUCUAGUCCAACACUUGCACAGCACACAAAUCCAAUCACUUGAUUUGAGUACAAAUAAAAUCGGCCACAAAGGGUUUGAGUAUUUGAAUAAAGCUCUGAAAGAAACUCAAAUAUCCUCUUUAAAUGUGAGUGGAAACUGUCCAAGAGAAUUGAGAUGCAUGAAACAUUGCUCUGAAAUUGAGAAUUCAGUGGAAAAAGAAUAUGUAUGUAACAGUCAGUGUUACGUUACUGAUAUUCUAGAAAACUCGGCUACAACAUUCCUUGAUCUCAGUUACCCCGUUGUUGCAGACCCUGAAUACGUAACAUCAAUUUUGAGAAACUCCAAAAUAGAACAUCUAGAUUUUAAUCGUUCGAAAAUAAAUGUUGAAAGUUUUGGAUUGUUUGCACCAUAUUUGGUAGAUUCAAGUGUUACUACCCUCAAUCUGUCCGGUUGUAAUAAGCUAGGCAACGAUGGUUUGAAGAUUUUGGCUUCGCUGCUGAAAAAUACUAACAUUCACACACUUGAUGUUAGCCGCAAUAAUAUAAAUGGGAAUGGCUUGAAAGUAUUCGCUCCGAGUUUGGUGCAUUCAAAGAUAACUUCUUUGAAUAUAUCUUAUAAUCGACUUGAUAUUGGCUGUGAUUAUGAUGGUAUAAGUAGUCUAGCACUCGUUCUACCAAAAACAAAAAUAUUCUCACUUGAUUUAAAUUUUUGCUUUAUUAGUAAUGAAAGCUGUCGAAUGUUAUUGGCCUGUCUGCCCCAUACAAAAAUAACGUCGCUCGGUUUUGCGAAUAAUGUUCCAAAUGAUAAUGAUGUAGAAUCAUUAGCUGUUGUUUUGAAAAAUUCGCAAAUUAGUUCAAUCUGUGUUGGUGCUUUACAGAGUGCAGGUGAAACUAUUGUUCAGUUACUUUCAUUAUGGGUGGUGGGUUCCCAACUAACAAAUAUAAAUUUAGACCAUUGUAAAAUAGACUGCUCUCUUAUGAAGGAUUUAGUAAAUGCUGUGAAGAAUUCCAACAUUACAUCAAUACGUCUUACAUGCACUUCCAUGAACUGUGAAGUUAUGGAAAUAUUUGUGUCAUUUUUGGUUAAUUCAAAAAUAAGUAAUUUGCAUUUGCAAGAUGGAUUUAACAUGAGCAUUGGUGCUGUGAAAUGUUUGGCACUUGCUCUAAAAAAUACAGAAAUCUCCUCGCUUGACCUCAGUGGGAAUAUGUUGGACAGUGACAGUUUGAAGGUUUUGGCACCAUGUUUGGUGGGUACGAGAUUGACCCAUCUUAAUCUAAAAGGAAAUCGAAUGGAUCGGGUACCGAAAUUGAUUGAAAAAGGAUGUUCCGCGAAUUGGGAUGAAAGAAAUGUUAUUGGUGUUAAAUAUCUGGCUCAGGCUCUGAAAAGUUCAGAAAUAACACAUCUGAAUCUUGCCGGAAAUAAAUUGUCAUGCAAAAGCCUGCAGAAUCUUAUAUUGAGUUUGCCGUAUACAAAAAUUGAAACUCUCAAUCUCAAUGGUAAUUCUAUUUGUUGUAAUAAUUUUUUUUUGGCUGAUAUUUUAAUGAAUACGAAAAUUAGUUCACUGGAGCUUGGCUCUCAACAAGGCUCAAAUUGCAAGUACCAAUUUUCAUUUAAUACUUUUAAAGCACAAAUGCAAUGUAUAUUUUAUUUUUAUCAUUUUUUACAUAAAAACGUAUUGCAUACUGAGAAUAUCACCUCCCUCAACCUCAGUUACAGUCAAAUUUCUUGUUGUGGAGAAAUGAAAGAACUUAGUAAGUCUUUAUCAGGCUCACAAGUCGCUUCACUAGAUCUCAGUAGCAACAGCAUCAACUGCGAUGGCAUUUAUUAUCUUGCACAAGUGCUUCAACGCUCUAAAAUUAUUUCAUUGAAUCUAGGAAAAAAUGAAAUUUCUUCUAAUGGUGUUAAGUAUUUGGCUAUGAAUUUUCCGGGGUCCCAGAUAGAAAUAGUUGAUCUAUCAUACAACUUUAUUACAGAUGAGAGCAUUGAGUACCUAUCCGACAAUCUUGUGAAUACAAAAAUUGUCCAUCUUAAUCUUAGUGGAAAUCAGGUUGGAUGUCAAGCUGUAUAUCACUUGUGUGAAAGUGUUGCUGAGAUCAAUGUUCAACUUGACUCUAAUUUGUUCAGGUAUCCAGGUUGUCUAAUUGAGAUUAAACAAAUUUCUCUUGAAAAAGGGAUUGACCAUUUAAUUGAUUAUGUCAGUGAUAAAACUGAAGUUACAAAAGUGUACAUCCAAUUCGGAAGUAGCAGUGUCAAUAAUGGAUCAAAAUGCUUUUAUUUAGGCAAUCUAGCUAGCAUUGAUCAUUUCAGUAAAAUCAACAUCACUGAAAUCGAAAUGGCUCGGGGUUCUUCUUUUCCAUAUUCAAUAUUUAAAAAUAUCACUCAAUUGAAACUGAAUAAUACAUUAUCUGUAGAUGAACCUGGUAAAAAUGGAGAGAUAAUUAUUGAACUAAAACUCCAAAACAUAGAAAAUUUCCGUUUUGCUGAUCUUACAAAUUUCAACACAUUCAGAUUCAACAAUAUUAUGUAUCUUGAUCUCAGCAAUAAUAAUAUGAAGGAUGAUGAAUUCAGAUAUAUUGCAAACGCAUUUGAAUACGGCUAUGAGCAAAUAAACAAUUGCCUCAUUUCCUUGAAUUUGAGCAAUAAUCAAUUGGGAGUAAAAAGUGCUGAAAUACUUGCCAUAAAAGUCCUACCAUUUACACGAGCCUUAACCUAUAUUGAUCUGAAAGGGAAUAAUAUCGGGUAUUUAGGAUUCAAGUCUCUUAUGAAUGUAGUUGACAAAACUAACCUGUGUUGGCUUUCGUUGGGAGAAAACAAUAUUGAAGACCAGUUGCAGGAAGACAUGGAGCUAUCUCCUUACAUUGUGCCCCGAAAUGCUGAUGAAAUCCCAGUUGCAUUCCAAGUGAGGUACUUAUUCAUGCAGUUGGUUUCGUUGAACACACCAAGUGGCGAACUGGAAUUCACAGUUCCCACAAUCGACUCAAACCCUCCUGUCAAUGUCACGCAUUAUCCCAAACUGAUUACAAUCUACAACUUAUUUAAAAAUGACGUAGAAAAUCUUAACAUGCAUGUUUAUGACUAUUAUUACAUGAAGAGUAAAAAACACGACAAGCAGCUUAUGGAGGAAAUAGAUAACUUUGUAAAAGAAUUGGAAAAAAGGUUUCUAUCGUUUAUUGACAGCAACUUGACGAUACUCGAACAGGCAUUUGGCUAUGAAAGCUUUGUUCUUCUCGUUAAAGAAUGUGAACGCUCUGGGUUGACUAGAUGUGUUGAAUCUCUAUUACUUCAUAGAGUCUUGUAUUAUGUGGAUGACGAUGGAGAGAUAUUGCACCCAUUUAUUUAUAGAAUGAUGCUAGAAUACAAUAUACCUCUUUAUAAUGAACAAAUGGAACCAAAUAAGAGGGACCAAAUAAUUUCUUAUUUCCAGAUUCAUUCCGAAUUUGAAGAAGCUCAGACAAUUGUUGAUUUGCUAGCUUAUAACUAAGAAAGAUGGCGUAUUUGGCGUAAAAAUGUUUAUCAAAUCUACUCAUAACUGUUAUGAAUGAAUUUCGUGUUAUUUUUCUAUACAAUAACUAGGCCUAUAUUAUAUACUUAGUACUAUAACUUAUUAUUUUAGUAAUCAAAUAUAUGUCAAAAGAUUAUUUUUAGUGUGUUUGCUAAUA